This is a messenger RNA of Gambusia affinis (western mosquitofish), 1236 nucleotides long. It is a transcript of the gene spaw, whose product is annotated as southpaw. Bases 1 to 1236 code for a protein of 411 amino acids. Gene Ontology annotation, molecular function: cytokine activity; type I activin receptor binding; growth factor activity. Gene Ontology annotation, cellular component: extracellular region. Gene Ontology annotation, biological process: SMAD protein signal transduction; BMP signaling pathway. The transcript has 3 exons. NCBI's taxonomy places the organism in Eukaryota, Metazoa, Chordata, Actinopteri, Cyprinodontiformes, Poeciliidae. The record is from RefSeq and is a predicted model, not a curated record.
AUGGAGAGCAGAGUCCUGGCUGUCUUCUGCACGCUUUCUCUCUGCUCCUUUGGAGCAGUCAUCUCGACGCGGACGCGUAGACAUCACACACACCUGGAGAACGGUUCAGCUCACAGAAACAUGUCAACUAAUCAUCGCAGCAGAUAUCCUUUGUACAUGAUGCAGCUGUACCGCUCUUUCAGUGCUGCCGACUCCAUCGCCUCACUGACUGUCAACACCUUUAGAGCGCCAAGGGACCAGCUGUCAGCUUACAGCUCUGAUUCUGUCCUGAGUCUAGUGGCCAAAGGUUGUCAUCAAGUGGGCGACAGAUGGAUGGUCACCUUUGACAUGUCUUCCAUCUCCACCAGUGAGCUUGUCCAGCUAGCAGAGCUUCAGAUCCGACUCCCAGCUUUCUCUGCCUCUCACCAUGCCACUGUGGAUUUAUACCAUUCCCAGAAGCACAGCUGUGACCCGGAUGGGACUUCAUGCCAGGAGUCACAGGAGGAGGCUGUCUUCUUGGGGAGCUUUGGCGCAACACCGAGCAGCACAAAGUCUUCCUGGAAGGUAUUCAAUGUGACGAAUCUCUUGAAAUACUGGCUUUACCAGGGAGAUGCAGUGUUGAGCCAAGAGGGCUCAGGGGUGACUCAGAAAGACAGCGGGAGCGGUUAUGGGGAUGAAGACCUCUUGGCAAGAAGUCAAAGAAAAGCACAACAUCCAACUACAAAUCGGGUGAUGAUGGUCAUCUUCUCCAAACACAACCUGCCCCAGGAAUCCUCUGGAGCUUACAGUCUCAUUCAAACUGUGGAAAACUCCAAGUAUGUGACAGCCAACAGGGUCAAGAGUGAUAGGCAAAGCCGCCGCCACAAGAGGAACCGAUUGGAGGCCCUGCGAGUUACUGAUGGAGCUGCACCUACCGUGGCCCCUGCAGCGGAGCAGACUCAGGGGCCUCUGUGUCGCAGGGUGGACAUGUGGGUAGACUUUGACCACAUUGGCUGGGAUGAGUGGAUUGUGCAUCCGAAGCGCUACAACGCCUAUCGCUGUGAGGGAGAGUGUCCCAUCCCCCUAGACGAGUCCUUCAACCCCACCAACCACGCCUACAUGCAGAGCCUGCUGAGACAUCACAACCCAGGAAGAGUGUCCUGCCCUUCCUGUGUGCCGACACGCCUCAGCCCGUUCUCCAUGCUGUACUACGAGAACGAUGACCUGACCCUGCGGCACCACGAGGAGAUGAUUGUUGAAGAGUGCGGCUGCCACUGA